AUGUCCUUACGAGUCGACUGGAAACACCCAAGCACAAGGAAAAUCAUUCUGUCAUAUCUACCGGACUGGAUUCUCGUGGCAGUAAUGGCAGGUGCCUUCUUUGGCAUCGAUCGUAUUACCCCAUUCCUACGUGAAUUCUCUCUUGAAGACAAGACAAUUAUGCAUCCCCAUUCACCCAAAGAUUCCGUACCCAUGUGGGUUGUUGGUGUCAUUUGUUUCAUUGUACCGAUUAUCAUCAUGGCAGUCCUUUCUCUUGGUUUCAAGCGUAGCAUUGUGGAUUUUCAUAGCGCCGUGCUAGGUCUUUGUCUAAGUCUGAGCAUGUGCUGUAUGUUGACAUCGGUUACAAAAAUUACUGUGGGCCGACCUAGACCCGAUUUCAUCGACCGUUGUCAACCACCAGCAGACGCUCAUGAUCCAACCUUUGGCAUGUCCAACUAUACCAUAUGCACUACACCCAUGGAUACCCACAUGAUGAUUGAUGGUUUCAAGAGCUUUCCUAGUGGACAUUCUUCAUUUUCAUUUGCCGGCUUGGCUUAUCUUGCAUUCUAUAUUGCAGGCAAGAUGCAAAUGUUUGAUGAGCGUGGGCAUACAUACAAAGGCUUCAUUUUCGCAUUCCCCAUUAUUGGUGCAUUGUUGGUAGCCAUUUCCAGAACUUCGGAUUAUCGACAUCAUUGGCAGGAUGUUUUUGUUGGCUCUUUAUUGGGUUUUGGAUGCGCAUUUUUCGCAUAUCGACAAUACUAUCCCGCAUUGGCACACGCGACAUGUCACCAUCCCUACAAGACACGUAUUUCCACCUUCAAAGACGCGGUCAUGCAUCGAUUUGAAACAACAUCCAACAGAUUUCACCACCAUCAACAACAACAACAACAACCUGCUUACACAACAUCAAACGAGCAAGCUGAUAAUUCCCGUUUGCUUGGUGCUGAGACAGGGAAUGAUAGCUAUCCACUCCAUGACACCCACAGUGCUCAAUCGAGCCAUGCACACACUGCAGUCGACAUGUAUGAUCCUCCUAUCAAUAAAAUAUAG
Messenger RNA from Lichtheimia ornata, 1029 nucleotides. RefSeq lists its product as uncharacterized. Gene Ontology annotation, biological process: phospholipid metabolic process. The record is from RefSeq and is a predicted model, not a curated record. The transcript is spliced from 7 exons. Bases 1 to 1029 code for a protein of 342 amino acids. Gene Ontology annotation, molecular function: phosphatidate phosphatase activity. Lineage: Eukaryota; Fungi; Mucoromycota; Mucoromycetes; Mucorales; Lichtheimiaceae.